Molecule: messenger RNA, 5244 nt
Organism: Trichechus manatus latirostris (Florida manatee)
Lineage: Eukaryota; Metazoa; Chordata; Mammalia; Sirenia; Trichechidae
Gene: MAP3K5
Product: mitogen-activated protein kinase kinase kinase 5
Exons: 30
Coding region: 429-4553 (1374 amino acids)
Biological process (GO): cellular response to stress; MAPK cascade; intrinsic apoptotic signaling pathway in response to oxidative stress
Molecular function (GO): MAP kinase kinase kinase activity; ATP binding
Source: RefSeq, a predicted model, not a curated record
CGAGGGUCCCCGCCCUCGCUCCGCCCCGCGCUCGGGACGGAAGGAGCGGGCCAGCGCUGCAGGCGGCUGGGCGCACGGAGCCCGAGUGCGGCGCCCGAGAGCCGCACCGCCGCGCAGGUCGGCAAACCAAGAAAAGGAAGCGCGGUCCAUUCGCACCCUGCUCGGCGUCCCCACCCCUUGCACUCUCAACCUUGCAGCCAGCGAACAUCGCGGCCACGGAGGCGCCGAGGAGGAGCGAGCCGCCGCCGGGUAGCGGCGUGCCUCCGGGGGAGAGAGCGCCCGAGAGGAAGCGGCGGCGCGGCGGGGAAGGCGCGGCUCGCGAUGGCAGUUGCUUAGCCGGACGGGCGCGGAGCAGCCCCGAACUGUGGCUGGCCAGACGCGGUGGCGGGGCAGGGGACGCCGCCGCUGCCGCAGCCUUGCCGGGAGCUAUGGGCACGGAGGCGGGCGAGGGCAUCACUUUCUCCGUGCCACGUUUCGGCUCUUUGGGCUUAUGCACCUUCGCCGAGGGCGGCAGCUGCCGGAGGGGAGGAGCGGCGGCGACGGUGGAGGGCGAGGAGAACCAGCAGCCACCGCCGCCACCCGGUAGUUUCUGGAACGUGGAGAGCGCCGCCGGCCCUGGCACCGGCUGUCCCGCUGCCAGCUCCGGGGGCAGCGCCACUCGGAGCCGGGGCAACUCUGGUGGCGGAGGCGGCCGACAGACCACUGUGGCAUAUGUGAUUAACGAAGCGAGCCAGGGGCAGCUGGUGGUGGCCGAGAGUGAGGCCCUGCAGAGCCUGCGGGAGGCGUGCGAGGCUGUGGGCGCCGCGCUGGAGACCCUGCAUUUUGGUAAACUGGACUUUGGGGAAACCACGGUGCUGGACCGCUUUUACAAUGCAGAUAUCGCUGUGGUGGAGAUGAGUGAUGCCUUCCGGCAGCCAUCCUUGUUUUACCACCUUGGGGUGAGAGAAAGUUUCAGCAUGGCCAACAACAUCAUCCUCUACUGUGAUACUAACUCAGACUCUCUGCAGUCACUGAAGGAAAUCAUUUGCCAGAAGAAUACCAUGUGCACUGGGAACUACACGUUUGUUCCUUACAUGAUAACUCCACAUAACAAGGUCUACUGCUGUGACAGCAGCUUCAUGAAGGGGUUGACAGAGCUAAUGCAACCGAACUUCGAGCUGCUUCUUGGACCCAUCUGCUUACCUCUUGUGGAUCGUUUUAUUCAGCUUUUGAAGGUGGCACAAGCAAGUUCUAGCCAGUAUUUCCGGGAAUCUAUACUCAAUGAUAUUAGGAAAGCUCGUAACUUGUACACUGGUAAAGAAUUGGCAGCUGAAUUGGCAAGAAUCCGGCAGCGAAUAGACAAUAUCGAAGUCUUGACAGCAGAUAUUGUGAUAAAUCUCUUACUUUCUUACAGAGACAUUCAGGAUUAUGACUCUAUUGUGAAGCUGGUAGAGACAUUAGAAAAACUGCCAACCUUUGAUUUGGCCUCCCAUCACCAUGUGAAGUUUCAUUAUGCGUUUGCACUGAAUAGGAGAAAUCUCCCUGGAGAUAGAGCAAAAGCUCUUGAUAUUAUGAUUCCCCUGGUGCAAAGUGAAGGACAAGUUGCUUCAGAUAUGUAUUGCCUAGUGGGUCGAAUCUACAAAGAUAUGUUUUUGGACUCUAAUUUCACAGACACUGAAAGUAGAGACCUUGGAGCCUCUUGGUUCAAAAAGGCAUUUGAAUCUGAGCCAACACUACAGUCAGGAAUUAAUUAUGCGGUCCUUCUCCUGGCAACUGGGCACCAGUUUGAAUCUUCCUUUGAGCUCCGGAAAGUUGGCGUGAAGCUAAGUAGCCUUCUUGGUAAAAAGGGAAACUUGGAAAAACUCCAGAGCUACUGGGAAGUUGGAUUUUUUCUGGGGGCCAGUGUCCUGGCCAAUGACCACUUGAGAGUCAUUCAAGCAUCUGAAAAGCUUUUUAAACUGAAGACACCAGCAUGGUACCUCAAGUCUAUUGUAGAGACAAUUUUGAUAUAUAAGCAUUUUGCAAAACUGACCACAGAACAGCCUGUGGUGAAGCAGGAACUUGUGGACUUCUGGAUGGAUUUCCUGGUCGAGGCCACAAAGACAGAUGUUACUGUAGUUAGGUUUCCUGUAUUAAUAUUAGAACCAACCAAGAUCUACCAACCUUCUUAUUUGUCUAUCAACAAUGAAGUCGAGGAAAAGACAAUAUCUAUUUGGCAUGUGCUUCCUGAUGACAAGAAAGGUAUACAUGAGUGGAAUUUCAGUGCCUCUUCUGUCAGGGGAGUGAGUAUUUCUAAAUUUGAAGAACGAUGCUGUUUUCUUUAUGUGCUUCAUAAUUCUGAUGAUUUCCAAAUCUACUUCUGUACAGAACUUCACUGUAAAAAGUUUUUUGAAAUGGUGAAUACCAUUACUGAAGAGAAGGGGAGAAGCGCCGAGGAAGGGGAUUGUGAAAGUGACUCCCUGGAGUAUGACUAUGAAUAUGAUGAAAACGGUGACAGAGUCGUUUUAGGAAAAGGCACUUACGGCAUAGUCUAUGCAGGUCGAGACUUGAGCAACCAAGUCAGAAUUGCUAUUAAGGAAAUCCCAGAGAGAGAUAGCAGAUACUCGCAGCCCCUACAUGAAGAAAUAGCAUUGCAUAAGCAUCUGAAACACAAAAAUAUUGUCCAGUAUCUGGGCUCUUUUAGUGAGAAUGGCUUCAUUAAAAUCUUCAUGGAGCAGGUCCCAGGAGGAAGUCUUUCUGCUCUCCUUCGUUCCAAAUGGGGCCCAUUAAAAGACAAUGAGCAAACAAUUGGCUUUUAUACAAAGCAAAUACUUGAAGGAUUAAGAUACCUCCACGACAAUCAGAUAGUUCACCGGGAUAUAAAGGGUGACAAUGUGUUGAUUAAUACCUAUAGUGGUGUUCUCAAGAUCUCCGACUUCGGGACAUCAAAGAGGUUGGCUGGCAUAAAUCCAUGUACUGAAACUUUCACUGGUACCCUUCAGUACAUGGCACCAGAAAUAAUAGAUAAAGGGCCCAGAGGCUACGGAAAAGCAGCAGACAUCUGGUCUUUGGGCUGCACCAUCAUUGAAAUGGCCACAGGAAAACCACCCUUUUAUGAACUAGGAGAACCACAAGCAGCUAUGUUCAAGGUGGGAAUGUUUAAAGUCCACCCGGAGAUUCCUGAGUCCAUGUCAGCAGAGGCCAAGGCAUUCAUAUUGAAAUGUUUUGAACCAGAUCCAGACAAGAGAGCAUGUGCUAAUGACUUGCUGAUGAAUGAGUUCUUAAAAGUGUCAAGCAAAAAGAAAAAGACACAACCUAAGCUUUCAGCCCUUUCAGCUGGAUCAAAUGAAUAUCUUAGGAGUAUAUCCCUACCGGUCCCUGUCCUGGUCGAAGAUACGAGCAGCAGUAGUGAAUAUGGCUCAGUUUCACCUGACAAUGAGUUAAAAGUGGACCCCUUCUCUUUCAAAACAAGACCCAAAUCCUGUGGAGAAAAAGAUGUAAAAGGAAUACGGACACUCUUUUUGGGCAUUCCAGAUGAAAAUUUUGAAGAUCACAGUGCUCCACCUUCCCCUGAAGAAAAAGAUUCCGGUUUCUUUCUGUUGAGGAAGGACAGUGAAAGAAGAGCUACUCUUCACAGGAUCCUAACAGAAGACCAAGACAAAAUCGUGAGAAAUUUAAUGGAGUCUUUGGCUCAGGGGGCUGAAGAACCUAAACUAAAGUGGGAACACAUCACAACCCUCAUCGCAAGCCUCAGAGAAUUUGUGAGAUCCACUGACCGAAAAAUCAUAGCCACCACUCUGUCAAAGCUGAAGCUAGAGCUAGACUUCGACAGCCACGGCAUCAGUCAAGUUCAAGUGGUUCUCUUUGGUUUUCAAGAUGCUGUCAAUAAGGUUCUUCGGAAUCAUAACAUCAAGCCACACUGGAUGUUUGCCUUGGACAGUAUCAUCCGGAAGGCGGUGCAGACAGCCAUUACCAUCCUGGUUCCAGAACUGAGGCCACAUUUUAGCCUUGCAUCUGAGAGUGAUACCGCUGAUCAAGAAGACUUGGAUGUAGAAGAUGACCAUGAGGAACAGCCUUCAAAUCAAACUGUUCGAAGACCUCAUGCCGUCAUUGAAGAUGCUGUGGCUACCUCGGGGGUGAGCACGCUCAGUUCUACUGUGUCCCACGAUUCCCAGAGUGCUCACCGGUCACUGAAUGUACAGCUUGGAAGGAUGAAAAUAGAAACUAAUAGAUUACUGGAAGAAUUGGUUCGGAAAGAGAAAGAAUUACAAGCACUCCUUCAUCAAGCUAUUGAAGAGAAAGACCAAGAAAUUAAACACCUGAAGUUGAAGUCCCAACCAAUAGAUAUUCCUGGAUUACCUGUGUGUCACCUAAAUUCUCCUGGCAUAAAUACUGAAGAUCCUGAACUUACUGACUGGCUGAGAGAAAAUGGAGCUGACGAAGACACUAUAAGCCGGUUUCUGGCUGAGGAUUAUACACUAGUGGAUGUUCUCUACUAUGUUACACGUGAUGAUUUAAAAUGCCUGAGACUAAGAGGCGGGAUGCUAUGCACACUGUGGAAGGCCAUCGCUGACUUUCGAGACAAACAGCCUUGACUGUCGCUCAGUUUGUGUCCAAUCUUCGGUGGAGAUGCUAAAAAUUAAUACAGAACCAAUCUUCUUGGAGGGGGCGGAAAUCGAAGGGAGAGGAGAAAGAAGCUGCACUUUAAAUCCAGUAUUUGUUUACUAAUGAUUAAAAAAAAAAAAAAAAGAAAUAGACAAAACACACUGAAAUUUCCUAACUGCUUUUAUUUCUAUAAUUCAGAAGGACUCUCUUCAAAGAAUGUUAAGGAUUAUUUUCAUCUAAACCUUUUUUACAUGGAAAUCUUUUUAACUCUGCAGCUAUUGCACUUCAGCCAAAUGUUUAUUUCACACAAAAUGGAUGGAACAUUUCAUGUGACUGCGCAUCACUGCAACACCACCAAAAUGUGACCGUAACAUUUUUAGGCUUAUGUAUGUUUGUAAUAUGUCCUAAUCAUCUGAGUAGGGAUGCAGAACAUCAAUUAUUGUAUAAAGCUUUUUCUUUAAGUGUGCAGAAUCCGAGAGCAAUGGUUUUUACUUAUCUGUAUUAAUUGUAAUAUUGACUAUAUUUUGUAACUUAAGUUUCUGGCCUACAGUACAUUCGUUUGAGUCGUUUGUUACUACUGAACUGUACCAGUUGCACAUGCCUGAAUCAUAGUAAUGUUAGCUUGUUCUAAAGCUAUCCAUUGUGUCAUAUAUACUCUAAAAAGUAAAAAGACUCUCAACA